Messenger RNA from Ricinus communis (castor bean), 1331 nucleotides. Its product is annotated as protein ATAF2. The transcript has a single exon. The record is from RefSeq and is a predicted model, not a curated record. Gene Ontology annotation, biological process: regulation of DNA-templated transcription. Bases 112 to 1134 code for a protein of 340 amino acids. Lineage: Eukaryota; Viridiplantae; Streptophyta; Magnoliopsida; Malpighiales; Euphorbiaceae. Gene Ontology annotation, molecular function: DNA binding.
CAUAACAUUCCCGCCCCUUUUUCCUUCUAGAGCCAAAAUAAACCCUAAACUCACUUUCUCGCUUCUUUAAUCCAUAUUCAAGAAUACCCAUUCACUGAUUUCUUCAUAAUAAUGGAGCAAUUUCUUGCUACACUUCCAUCUGGGUGUAGAUUUAAACCAACUGAUGAAGAGUUAGUCGCCAUUUAUCUAUUCAAGAAAACCAACAAUCUUAACCUAUCUGACGUCGAGAAUAUGGUUGUCCCUGUUUGCGACUUGUACGGUGAUAAAGAACCAUGGGAAUUAUGGGAUCAAUUUGCCCAAAAUCAAUUGUUUAUUAAUGGUGAUCUUUUUUUCUUCACUGAAUUAAAGAAAAAACCUAAAAGCUCUAGAAUUUUGCGUCGAGUAGGAAAGGGUACUUGGCAUGGUGAGAAUAAAGGAGAGCCUGUGAACGUUUUAGUUGAUGUUGGAAAUGCUAAACAGUUGAUGAUACAAGCAACUAAAAAAAGGUUUAGUUAUAGAAAUCAGAAUUCUGCUCACCAUUGUCGUUGGAUUCUGCAUGAGUUUAGUCUUGAUAAUGUCAGCACCAACUGGGUGCUUUGCCGUCUUAGGAAUAAUCAUGUUUCUGAUUCUGAUAACAGUGUGCUUGUUUUGGAGAGGGUUUCAUCUAAGAGGAAGAAUGCUGAGGCGGAUGAUCAAUGUCCUAACACUGAGAUUGUUCCUUCUGAGAAACGUUUGAGGACUAGUGAUAAGAGUACAGAUCUAAUUGCACGGACAGAGUUCGAUUCCAGUAAGGCAUGCAUUGUUGUUGCUGAACAGGAUAAUGGGUUUGUGGGUGGCCAUGAUUUGCCAAAGUAUGGUUCAAUUGCCAAUGCUGAUUAUGAUUUUGAGAAUGAUAGCACAUACAGUGAGUUGUCAAUGAUCUGCUACGGUUCCAUGGUUCCUGCAGUUUCUAAUGAUGAUGUUGAAAGCUUUAAUCAAGGAGAUGAUGGUUCUGCUGACAUCCAGACAUCAUCUCAACCGGCUGAUUCUCAUUUUGCUUCUCAACGGGGCAGAAUGGCAUGGAUUUCUUGGACUGCUGUGAUUCUUUGCUGCCUUUGCCGAGUAUAUGAUAAAUUCUUUAAAAAAAAUUUGGGAUCUGUUACAAGUAAAUGUUAGAACUUGGGUAUUGUGUAGGUAUAUACUUUGUGCACAGGUUCAAACUACAGGAUAAAAUGUGCAUAUUUGGUCAUUUAUAUAAGUUGGUAUUUUUUGUUUAUGGGCCUAACUUUACUAGAUUCAAUUAUUUAGUAUCUGCUUGAUUUUGGUAAUGCCCAUGUAUGCUUAAAUUUUUUUCAGUUAAUUGAUGUCUGAUA